AUGAUUAAACGUCAAAUCCACUUUCUUUGUGUUUCAAACAUGCUAUUUUUCAAAGUUGUACUUUUGACAAUCAUUGUUUCAGGAUGUGUCGCCUACUCUCCAGCAACUUGGGUUGUUUCUCACUUAGCUAUUAGUUAUCUACUUACGACGGUUUCCUUCGAACAUAUAUUUUACCAAAGAAUGAUAAUUGUAUUAGUUGGUCUAAGCCAUAUUCAGGAGGCCACAAUUAACAUAUACAAGAGUUGUCGUGUUUCAGAUAAUCCGAAAGAUGAUGAUUCUACUUGCCAUAAAGCUGUUUCAGAUACCGUUAUUGGGGUUGGAUUAGGUACAGGUAUAUCAAUCUACCUGCUUUUGGAAUGA
Messenger RNA from Scheffersomyces coipomensis, 360 nucleotides. RefSeq lists its product as uncharacterized. The transcript has a single exon. The coding region runs from base 1 to 360 and encodes 119 amino acids. Lineage: Eukaryota; Fungi; Ascomycota; Pichiomycetes; Serinales; Debaryomycetaceae. The record is from RefSeq and is a predicted model, not a curated record.